Messenger RNA from Moneuplotes crassus, 1633 nucleotides. The record is from the annotation of a GenBank genome assembly. NCBI's taxonomy places the organism in Eukaryota, Ciliophora, Spirotrichea, Euplotida, Euplotidae.
AUUAGAUAUGUUAAUGACUUUUGCUAAUAACGAGGGAAAUCUGAACAAAGAGGACAUCAUUAAGGAGGGCUACCCCUUUAACAACUCGGGUAAAUUAGCAACCAAGAGGAUCUGUAUUUAAAAGUAGAAUUCUUCGAAGAAGAAUUGAUAAACGGUCGAUUAUCUCAAAAAGUCUUGAAAAGGACCCGUUUAAUUACCAUACAAAUAAACAUAACAGUGAAUUUGAAGUGAGCCAGGCUGAAAAAUCAAAGAUUAGCAAAGAAAGAGAGGAUUUUCUUAAUGCAGAUGAGCAGGUUAGCAGAGCCAUGAGCCAGAAAAAGCUCUUUGAGACUAAAGGAUUUCAUAAAGGCUCAGGAAUGUUAUCGUUAAAGAGACAGCAGAGUUAUGGUGAUAAGAGGAAAAGUAUUCGGUCUCAGGCUCGAUACCAAAGCAAAAAGCAUGAACAAAUGAAUUUAAAUUCUCCUACUCAGGACCUUCUUCGAAGUAGUAUUCUAUUUAAAGAUCCUGACGAUGUGAAUAAUACUAAUAGGUUAAUGAGGAAAAUCUCUUCCAUUGAUAGUCCUGAACAGAUUGCUAUUCAUUCUACUCGCGACCAGAACUAUCAAGAUAUGUCCAAGAAUUUGUACAAGCCAAAGCGAGAAUGUACAACAAGAGGGAGCAACAUUAAUGUUGAUGAUGAAGGAAAGAAAAGUGAGGGUGCUGUACAAUCCCGGAGAUUUCCUGUAAUUUCUCCGAGCUCAAAGUUGCCAAAAGUUUUCCUUAACAAAGGGAUUAAAAAUAUCAAGCGAAUCGGACGGAGAAAUAAUCAGACUGUACUUAAAGAGAUGCUUCAAAAUCCAAGACAAGGGAACCCCUUCAAUAAUCCUCCUAGAAGUGUGAGGAAGAGCAAAUUCUCCAAGGUCAACGAUGACUCUGAAACUAUCCAGCCGUUGUUUCCAAGUCAGGAGAAAUCUAGCAGGAAUAUAGAAGUUAGCCAAUUCAUGAUUUAUGGGAGUAAAAAUAAUCAAUUUUAUUCUGACUCCAAACCGAGUGAGGGUUUGCAAAUCGGAACGUUCAUAAAGAGUUCUGCUAAGAUCAGGAAGACGCAUAAGAACAUGAACAAGAGCACUGAGGAGUAUAAGACCUCUCAGGAUUAUACAACUUUGGAUUCAUCUAAGUAUUACUCCAAUCAAGUGUAUGACAAGAGUCAGGGGAAGUCUUCCAACAGGAAGAAUAUUACCUUCUCGAAUGGCAGCUUCAAACCUGAUCCAGAGCUAUGUGGCAAUAUCAAGAUAGAGGAAAGUAUUGGUAGGGAUGGUCUUGGCAAAGCUAAAAAAAGCAAGCUCGACACCUUAGGAUGAACAUUCGGCAAGAUUAACUUUAAUAAGAGAAAUCUGAAGAAGAGAGUUCUAUCACACUCGAAAAAUACCGGGGUUAUGCAUAAGAGAUUACAGAAUGCAUCGGUAGAAUCCAGGAUUAAUAAGGAUCUUUUUGAGUCUAUUCAGGAAUAUCAAAAUAAUCUCCAAGAUUCUAAAGAUUUGAAAAACUCUAAUAUUGUUGAUAAGAUGAACUAUUCCUUGAAAGUAAACUUUGUAGCUGGCAGUGAUUGAUCAAGUGAAGAGAGACCUCCGACUGGAAAAUGGGGUAAUUAGUU